UCACGACGUGUUGCAGCGCGCUCGUGCGGCCCGCCCGCGGACACCCAGCAUGGCUGGCACGCCGGCGAGUGCUACACGUUCGGCUGCCGCGUCACCUACCACUGCGCAGAGGGCUUCGAGCUGGUCGGCCGCCCGGACCGCUUCUGCCAGGCCGACGGCACGUGGAGCCCGCGGGAGCUGCCCGCCUGCGUGCCCGUGCAGUGCCCUCCGCCUGACAAUCCUGGCAACGGGAAGGCGAUCUACACAUCCUGCUCCUACAAUUCGGUUGUCACGUACGAGUGCAAGGAUGGAUACACACUUGUAGGGGAGCCAACACGUAGGUGUGGAGCUGACAAGAAGUGGACUGGGGAGCAGCCAGAGUGCAAAGAAAUAAACUGUGGCCAUCCGGGCAUCCUGUACAAUGGAUGGCUUGAGAAUAUCGAGGCUGGUACUGGUCUUGGUGCAAGUAUUAUCUUCAGGUGCCAUGAUGGCAUGAAGCUGGAGGGAAACACUUCAACUGUGUGCCAGAUUGACGGUCGGUGGCGAUAUCCUUUGCCAAAAUGUCUAGCUCCAUGUGUUGUACCAAGUGUGAGACAGGGUAGGAUUCAGUUGUGGAUAGGGAAUGAAACAACAGAUGAGCUGCCACUGGUAGUCCAACAUGGGGAACGGUUGUUCGUAAAGUGUGAUCCAAUGUAUGAGUUCCCAGCAAAUCGAACACCUAUUUGCAACAAUGGUACAUGGACUGUUAUGCCUCGAUGUGGACCAGCUCGCUGCAAGCGUAUGCCCAGAGCUCCCAGGAAUGGCUUGGUCAUUGCUCCCAAAACAGAACAUGGUAUGCUCGCUCGUUUUAAGUGUAGGGAUGGUUUCACACUUCGUGGAGGGAAUGUGACUGAGUGCCGUUACGGAAACUGGACUGGCGAAUUACCAUAUUGUCAGGAAGUGUACUGCCCAUUUCCUGGGUACAUUGAAAAUGGCAGAGUCAUGUUGGUUGGGAACAUGGGAGUGUAUGAUUACCGCCCAUAUGUACGCAAGGUCACCAACAAUAAGCAGAUAAUUUAUGAAUGUGAACGUGGCUAUGUUCUUGGAGAUGGGCCACCUGGAGCCACAUGUAUUGGUGGACGAUGGAGUCCUAAGGAGCUUCCUCGGUGUAUUAAAGGACUGCAUCCAAGACUUCGAUGGAGUCGCUCAGUACAGGAACAGAGGCAGGCAGUUUUUUUGAGUCCAAAAUUUGCAGAACGUAUCAGACAGUUUGAACGUGAUUUAUUGGUGAAAUCAUCACGUGCAUCUUAUUUAGGAAAGAAACACGCUAUUGAAAUCACAUCAGUACAGCACUCUUCAUUACCAAGUUAUACAAUGAUUAACGUGUCAUCAGAAGUGGAUCAGCAACAACCUCAAAUCCCUCAAGGAAGGAUUUUUGGUGGGCAGCACAAACCAGUUGUUAUUCAUGAAGCUGGCCAAAGAAAAAGCUUUCACCCUGAAGUAAGGUACCAGAAGACAUCAUUCAGAUUCAAUUCACCAGUGUACAAAGAUCCUGAUAAUGAUGCUAUUGGGUGGAUAAUACAUCAUAAGGGUCAUAAUAUCCAACAAAAUAAGAAGAGUGAAAAGUAUCUAACUGAUUCACAAAACAUUAUGGAUGAUUAUUCUGCUGCUGGAAGAUUGGGUCUAAAAUCAGUGGCUGAAUAUAGUGAAACAUUGAAAAGAACAGAUAAAGAACACACACUAAGAAGAUUAAAACGUGCUCUGCUGAAAGGACACCAAUCAAAGCAGGGACUUCAACUGAUGACGAAAAAUAAAAACACCAGUCCUCGAAUUAAAAAGAAAGGCCGCCCCCGAACAAGGGAUAGGGUCAAGGGCACAAAAGCUGGUCCCUGUGAGCCUUUAUCUAGUGAACCCUUUGUGAAGAUUGAAAUUCUGAAGAAUGGCCGUGAUCCCAUUCACAAUUACUCAACUGGGACUGUGGCACGUGUUACAUGUGAUCAAGGUUAUGGUCCGACACUCAGCAACAACACUGCUAAAUGUGCACGAGGCCGCUGGAGACCUGGGAAACCUGACUGCAUUGCUUUACCAUGUCACAUUCCCAAAAUGGAGCACGGACUGUUUCGUUUAGCACCAGCUGAUGGCAAGCCAGGUGUGAUGUUAAAUGCAAGUGCAGAUGUACCCCAUGGUAAAGUUGUAGACUUUGGUUGCAUUAUUGGUUACAAUAUAAAAGGACCAAACAAUAUGCAGUGUUGGCAUGGGGAGUGGUCUUCAUCACAGGAGCCAGAGUGCACGCCAGCACCAUGUGAGCUACCAAUGAUUACAAAUGGUCAGUACCUUUCUGGAUAUCGUGCUGGUCUGACAAUAGCUCAUGGAGCUUCAGUAAACUUCCAAUGUGACAGUGACUACAGCAAAUCGACUGCACAACCUGUUGAAUGUUCGCUUGGAAUGUUGAAGCCGAGAACUCCAGCAUGCCGACACUUAGCACCAAACUACAGAUAUGGUAAUAUGACAGGAAAACUUUCAGAAGUGGAUUUGCAGUUCAAAGGAGGUAGUGAUAUCACCAAGGGUGGUGAUAUAAGUGUAGUAGAUUUCCCAGAAGGCUAUCGAAGAGGGUGUGGUCCCCCAGCGCGUGUCCAGGGUUCUCUAGUCUACCGUGAUGGGGAGCCAAUUGAUGACUCUGAUAAGAGUUUUCCAGAUGGAACAGAAGUGACAUUCAAUUGCAUAGCAAGUAUAAUGGGGGAGAAGACAACUUGGCGGAUUGUUUGUGAAGAUGGUAGUUGGGUGGGCAGAUCUCUUAAUUGUGAAGGUGAUGAAGCUCAGGAUGGUCAUACAGAAAUGAAAAAUAGUACGUGCAUCUACCGCAACACAGAGCCAAAUCUUGUGUCUUUCUACAAUGACCAACACAUAACUGAAGAAGUUGUAGAAUUUCCUCCUGGAUCUGUCCUGGUAUCUCGCUGUGUUGACAUUGGAAAAUAUGCCAUGAUUGGUUCAAGUCACAGGCGUUGUAUUGGUGGAGAAUGGGAUGGACAGAAACCUGUGUGUUUUGGACUGAAUCAACAGAAUGACUAUGCUUUGGAGAAACCCCCAACAAUCCUUUUUCGUCAUCAGUUAGGCCCUAUAGCACAGAGCAAUGACGGACGGCUAAUAGUAUACCCUGGCACAAUAUUGCACAUGGAAUGUCUCUGGAUACGUCGAUUUGGAACUCCUAAGUGGGUUAUCAGUCACAAUUAUAGAAAGUAUCCAGAAGGAUGGACGACAGAUCCAGGAAGAGACUCACAAUUGGAAUAUCGCCUAAGUAUUUAUCAUGCCAGCCGUGAUGAUUCUGGAGUUUUCACAUGUGUAACUCCAACUCGUCACACUCACGCAGUUGAAAUUGUUGUCAAAGCUGUUCACUGUCCUCCUAUUCCAUCACGCAGAGGCUUGAAUGUGAACACGCUUAAUACCAAGAUGAAUACAAAGAUUUUGCUCUCUUGUGCAAAUGGAAAUUCACUCAUUGGUGCACCAGAGAUUACAUGUCUUCCAUCUGGAAAUUGGAGUGCACCAAUACCCAUCUGUGAAAGUAUCGAGUGCGCGGAUCUGGUAAAUCUGACAGAUCCUCAUUUACGAGUGUCAAUUCUGAGCAGAGAAGUUGGGGGCCGAGCAGUGUUCAGCUGUGCACAGGGCUAUGGACUGAGGGGUCCUCAUGAAGCUGUGUGCUUGCCCAGUGGUGACUGGACAACCCCAAUGCCAACAUGUCAAGAGGUACAAUGUGAUACACCACCAACACCAGAAAAUGGAUAUAUUCAAGGAUCUGGCCCUUAUAAGGCAGGUGAUGUUGUGCAGUUCAAUUGCAAUCCUGAAUUUAUGAUGGAAGGGCAGCCUAUAAUUGCCUGUCAAGAAAAUGGUCGGUGGUCUGGUUCAGUUCCAAAGUGUGUCCAAGCCUGUUCUUACCCAGGGACAACAAUUAGUGGAAGAAUGUCAGCUGUUAAGUUCUACUACAAAAUUGGAGAGACAAUUACAUUCACCUGUGAUGCAGAUUUAGAGCUCCGUGGAGCACCCAUGCUACGAUGUCUACGAAAUGGCAAGUGGUCCAAUGCUAUACCAACAUGUGUUUCGAAGACCAGUUAAUUUACUGUGAAUGUAGAUGAUACGAAUAUGAAAUACUAUAAGUUUUGAUAAUGAUGUAGAAGAACAAAAAUUAUUUCUGUUGUUGACAUUUUUGAUCUGCAAUGGUCAACACAGUGGGACAUCUAUAAAUUAUGAAUAUAUUUUCAUGGUGAUCAAUAAAGAAGAAAUUUGUUUAGAAUUUAUGCAUUGUUGGAAAAUGUUGAACAUUGUAAAGAGAAGGAGGAAACAAAAGUAGUAAUUAAGUAGACAGGAGGCCUUAAAUUGUGUUCUUUCAUACCCUUAUCUGCUUAGCUUAUAGAAGUAAAACAUUUUUUUACACAUGCAAGUAAUGUUAUUACUUUAAAAAGUAUAUGUAAUGUUUAUAGAAGACUAAUGAACCAGUUAUUUCAAGUGUGAGAUAGCUUGAAUGUUAUUUUUGUAAAAUUAUUAUUGAAAAUGGAAUGAAUAUGGCUGGCUUCUAAACUGACAUUCUCUUUGACCAAUACUAGCAAAAUUGGACUUUUGACACACACGUACACACACACACACAGUUGGAAUUAAAAACACAGAACAUAUUGACAGAAUUAUUUUCCACUUUUCUUACCUCACAUUAGUAGAGAGUAUUCUCUUAAAGAAAACUAAACUAUAUAAUGUGAGCAUUCUACUCUCAAAUAUUUGACAUAUUCCUCCUGUAUAUCUUCUAUCUUCCACUUAAGUGGAAUCAUUUCUACAGAACUUAAUGUAGCUUUCAAGCUACUGGCUGGAAUCUUUUUCUUGUAUUCUUACACUACUGUGACAUAAUCUUGAAACCCAUCUGCAGUUAAAAAAUAUAUGGGAGUGCAAACACAUAUUUGUGAAGUUAUUUGUUUGCUAGUUUUGCAUACGUUUAGAAGACCAGACAUAUAUAUAAAAAUAAUGUAGAUCAUAAGACAGCCAAAAAUGAAUUUGUAUUUUUGUUUUUGGAAAUGUUUUUAUUGUGUAGUCUAAUGAAAUGUAUUCUAAUUUAUAUGCUAAGUUUUAUAAGAGCUUUGUAAAAUUCUUUGGAUAUUUGAGUACUGUUGGCCUACAAAAUAAUGCUAAUUUAUAGUGAAAGUGUUUAAAAUUUUAUGAAGAGAGUUAUGCAUAAAAUGUGAAGUGCCAAAACAGUUAUGUGCCAGAAAUUUUAUGUCCUACUAGUAUUUAUGAUAUUCAUUACAAUAAAUGGAUUAUUUGACAAUAAUUAGUUAUACUUCUCGUAUCUAAGAUAGCAGGAUAGUGAAAACUCAAUGAAUUAUGUAUGCAAAAGUGGAUGUUAUGUGAAAAAAAUGAAACGAAACACAGGUUGAAUGUUUGCACUACAUUAAUCACAUAACUGAUUUUGUAUUUUUUGUUACUUUUUCUAUUGCUCAGCUGUUCAUUGUAAUUCACCUUAAUACUUGCAUACAAUCUCAUAAAGUGCAUAUCAUUCACGAGUUGAAAUAACAUAGCUCUUCAUCAACACUGAAAUGCAUACAUAAUCUAGUGCUAUGCUAGGAACUUUUGUUAAACAACCAAGCCAAGAAACAAAGUAUGACAGUAUGUAGUGACUCAAAUUCACCAAAAUAGAAAUCUCAGUAGCUGCUAAGAGCAGUAAUCUUGCUGCCUUGAUUUAACUAACAAAGGCGCCAAGACAAAAGCAACUUCCACUGAUAUCACUGUCUAAAUUUUUCUUAAUUAUUUCUAAGAGUGUAUUUCUUGCAUGCAUAUGUUUCUUCUGUCUCCUGCUAUGGAGUUAGGAGGCACAGUGGUAAGGCAUUGGACUCAUUUAAAGGACACAGUUUCAAAUCCCUGUCCAUUGAUCCAGAUUUAGAUUUUUCAUUUUUUCUCUAAAUUUCUUAUGGCAAAUACUGGGAUAGUUAUGACAGGACAUGCCUUACUUUCUUCCCCACCAAACUGAGCUCAAGCUUCAUCUCUAAUGACCAUGUUGUUAACAGGAUGUUAAAUCCUAAUUUUGCUUCCUUGUCCCUCAUGAUCAGGGGCACUAUUUACAGUACAAAAACACAGUAGGCAUGAACUGAAACAGUCUUAACUUGCAAAUAAAUAACAUAAUACAUAAUUCAAUGUAAUUAAAGACACAUGUAGCUAUUUUUGGUCCAGAGUGGAAAGCAAUACAAAGCAUCAAGUAUUCUAUAGCUUGCAAAAACAGAAGCCUGCUUCUGCUAGAGAUAAACAGAGGAAGUGUGAUGUUGAGAUGCUAAAGAUAAUGUUAAUAACAACAGAAAUUUAGUGAGAUGCACCUUCAUCCACAUUGUACACAUCACCAUUUCUUUUACUGUGUCUCAAAAAAUAGAAUAAAGAACCUGUGUUUGUAACACUGUAAUACUUCAGAAUCUCUUCUUUAACACUAAUCAAAUCAUGAAGAAAGUCUUGGUUAUAAUUGUUUUUAUCACUUUGUCUUCGUAAUGGUGAGACUAAAAUUAAUAGCUACAUUUUGUAACUUAAUCUCUUUUUCAGGAAAUAGUGAGAUUAAACAGCAUAUUUCUUUUUUAAGUAGUUGCUUCAUGAUAACUGGACAUCUCAGUUGUGUCAUAAUUUUUUGGAAAUGGGACCAGAAUUUCUCACAACAACAUUAUUUUAUAAAAUGUUCUCAGUCUUCUGGCCAUGUAAAAUUACAGUAAUUUUAAUGUUGUUUUGCAUGUAGUGUACACUGCAUAUUUGCACAUACACUACAACAAUACUUCUGUUAACAGUCCAGGAAUCUUCCAGAGCAGUUAUUGUAACCCUUCUUUUCAUUUCAUAAAGACAUCACAAUAAUAUAAUACCAAUCAUAGCAUUAUUUAUACAACUUUGCAAAAACUGCUUCUUUGACGGUAUAUGCAAAUUAUGUUUCAUUAUCAAGAGUUGUUUUUCUCUUGUGUGUACUAUAAUGUCUAAAGCACCCAUGUGGAAGAGAUAUUUCACAACCAGAACAGUCCAAAAUUGUGUUUUCUUUAUCACCUGGUACCAAUUUCACUGAGAAUGGUUACAUAUCACAUCAAAACAAAUUAAUCCAUAAACUGAAGAAAAAAAAAACAUUUAUAUCCUCAAGGUGUUGAUUCUCAUUGUGAAUACUCCAAGUGUUGUGUCUUACAAAGGCUCUCAGCAACUCUCACAUUUGCUGUAAGACACACGUUUCUUGUGCAGUAUUCCAAAAGGUAUUUGUGAAAUUUUGUAUGCUCAUCAAAUAAAUGACUGCAUGUGAAACACAGAGAGAUAAAUUAUCUGCUGUGGACGUGCAGUCUUUUGUGUCUUGCUUGUUUUUUGUGAGGAUGACAUUUCCUUGUAACAAAGUAGGCUAUUAUCUUUGAGGAAUCAAAAAUUAUUAUGAAAUGCUUAAAAUGUGACAAGAGAAGAAAUUUUGAAAUGAAAUUCAUAAGGAAAGACAACUAAACAAAAUUUCGCGUUGUAUUCAUUUGAUAAAAUAUGUAGAAAUGGGAAAAAAAUUGUAUUUGAGGAGGCACAAUUCAUAUUUGAUAGGAAAUAGAUUAUUUACAGGAGAGUCUGAUAUUAAAAUAGUUCAUAAAAAUAUUGCAGACAUGUCUUUUACUAUUUUGCUUCUAUAUAAUGAUCAUAAUGGAUUUUAAGCUCUGUCCCUGUGCUUGAAGACAAGAAUAAUUAAUUGAAUCUGAGCUUUUGCAGUACAUAAUAUUGGUUUUUACCAAAACUUUGUGCUGUAGAAAUAUGGUUGAGGUUAUUAAUUUUACGUGAUGCUAAAGUCAAUGAAUGCAUUUUAAAACUGUAGGGCAUGUUCUUACAGGAAGUAUUUAUUUUUGGAAAUUUCUGAUGACCACUCGCGUCGAAGUCGAAUUGGUCAAUUCAUAAAUAUACAAAUCUUAUCCCUGUAUUCCAUUAUUUUCAUACUUUAAUAUGAAUAAUGAAAAUUAACCAUCAUUCAGUUCUAGUAAUUGUGAUUCACUCUUUGCUCUGGUAUCAUGUUGAAUGUAAAUGGUCGUGUUUAAAUAACAUGGUGGAUGAUUAUCCCUAGAAUCACAUAUACAGUUUAAUAUUUUAUUGAUUAGAUUCAAAUGUGCUAAAUUCUAGAUAUUAUGUUAGUUAUGUAACAUAUCAGCAGUUAAUCCUUUAAUGAUAUUAAGAUUUGAAGUGUGAUGAUUAUCUGAAAUGAAAACACCAAUUACACUUUACAAUAGUGGUAGUUUGAGAUUGUAUGUUACUAAUGGUAUUCGGGUGAUGAUACAUAUUUCUGUACUUUCUGAAGAUUCAUACCUCUUUCUUCAAACUACAUUGUUUCUGAUAGAUCGAAUUAGCAGUGGAAUAUCUUUUAAAAAUAAUGAAUAAGGCAUAUUCAUUGUGAUGGUAUGGAAACAAACUGAUAGAAUGUGAAUUCUCGUAAGGAAAACAGCUGUGAUCCUAUGUGAAUAGAAAAUAAAUACAGAAAAUUGUAUGCCAACCUUAUUUAUGUGCUCAUACAAAUAGAAGAACCAAAACCCAUUUUGCAUUUAUUUAUAUUUGGCAACAUAAAGAAUAACAUCUGAAAAUAUUAUGUGAGAUUCAAACAAAAAGAGUAUUUAGUGUAAUUAGUUGUAAGCAUAAGUUUUUGCUUUCACUUAUGUAUCAGCUCUGCAACUGAGAACUGUCGAAGCCAGUAUUGUCAGAUUCCAUUUUAUUGUUUAAGUUUUAAACAAAUGAGAAGUCACUUAAACAUGAAACGCACAAAUUGUCAACGAACAUGCUGUUCUCUUCAUUGACUGUCCAAUGAGUAUUCAAGAAUAAUUCAAUGUGCCAAUUAUUCCAGUAUUAUUCAGUCUUGUCUUAUUUUGUAUUAAUCAAUCCCUAAUACAUGGUACCUUGUAUAUCUGAACAUAUCCAAGUAUGUAUUUUAAACUCUUUGAAUGACAUGUAAAUAAUUUGAAGAUAUAUUCCUGUGAAGAUGUAACAGUGCCAAUGUUAUCUCAUAAACCAUUUACUGUAUAUAUGUAUAUUUACUCCAAUGUACAAAGCAUGCAUGGCAGCAAGUACUUUUGAUAAAUUUGUGUGAUAAUUAGUGAGGAAAUAUUGGUAAAUGUGGAAUAAGCUAAGCUAAUGCAAGAAUUAGUUUUCUAUAGUACUUUUAUUUACUUAAUUAGUAAAGUAAAACACAUGACAUUAAUUUGUGUAUUCUGUAUGACUGAACAUAUGUUUAAGACAAGGAAGUGAAUUGUUACUACAGUUAUAAAAUGAGUAUCAAAUUGCCUAUUAUUUCAUGUCUUCCAAAAUAAAAGAUUGUUUCCAACAAAA
Schistocerca americana (American grasshopper) is the source of this 9276-nucleotide messenger RNA. RefSeq lists its product as uncharacterized. The annotation marks the transcript as partial. The transcript is spliced from 22 exons. Lineage: Eukaryota; Metazoa; Arthropoda; Insecta; Orthoptera; Acrididae. The record is from RefSeq and is a predicted model, not a curated record.